This is a messenger RNA of Condylura cristata (star-nosed mole), 2216 nucleotides long. RefSeq names its product cytochrome b561. Gene Ontology annotation, molecular function: oxidoreductase activity. The transcript has 5 exons. Gene Ontology annotation, cellular component: lysosomal membrane. The record is from RefSeq and is a predicted model, not a curated record. The coding region runs from base 1 to 759 and encodes 252 amino acids. NCBI's taxonomy places the organism in Eukaryota, Metazoa, Chordata, Mammalia, Eulipotyphla, Talpidae.
AUGGAGAGCCGAGCCGGCAGAGCGCCCGUGCCCCGAGCGCUGCCUUACUACGUGGCCUUCUCCCAGCUGCUGGGCCUGGCCGUGGUGGCCACGACGGGCGCUUGGCUGGGCCUGUACCGCGGCGGCAUCGCCUGGGACAGCGCCCUGCAGUUCAACGUGCACCCGCUCUGCAUGGUCAUCGGCCUGAUCUUUCUGCAGGGGGACGCGCUGCUGGUUUACCGCGUCUUCAGGAGCGAGACCAAGCGCACCACCAAGAUCCUGCACGGGGUGCUGCAUGUGCUCGCCUUCAUCAUCGCCCUGGUGGGCCUGGUGGCGGUGUUCGACUACCACCGGAAGCAGGGCUACGCCGACCUCUACAGCCUGCACAGCUGGUGCGGCGUCCUGGUCUUCGGCCUCUACCUGGUGCAGUGGCUCCUGGGCUUUAGCUUCUUCCUGUUCCCUGGAGCUUCCUUCUCGCUGCGCAACUGCUACCGCCCGCAGCACGUCUUCUUGGGCGCCGCGAUCUUCGUGCUCUCGGUGGGCACUGCCCUGCUGGGCCUGAAGGAGGCGCUGCUGUUCAAGCUCGGGGCCAAGUACAGCACGCUGGAGCCCGAGGGCGUCCUGGGCAACGUGCUGGGCCUGCUGCUGGUGGGCUUCGGCGCCGUGGUGCUCCGCAUCCUGACCCGGCCCGACUGGCGGCGGCCGCCGCAGGAGGAGGAGCAGGCGCUGUCCAUGGACUUCAAGACGCUGACGGAGGGCGACAGCCCCAGCUCCCAGUGAGGCGGGAGGGGCCUGGCGCCGCCUCUGCUCGGGGCUUCGAGCGGCCCUUCCGGCCCCCACGCCUGGGCCUUCGGGGCCUGAGGUUCCAGGGGGAGCGCUGGGGGCCUGGCGGCUGCCCCCCUGAGCCCUGGUCUGGGGCUUGGGGCUUGGCCCCUCCGCCGGCCUCGCUGCCACGUGAGCAUUAGUCAGAUGCAGACCCCUGCCCCUAUGGCCCCUGUCCCCCCGAUGGAGAAGCUCUGGGUAGGUUUUGGGUGGGCUGUUCUGGUCAUAAAAGCCAGGUGCCCCCCGAGGCCCCGGUGCCUGGGCCGAGUCAGGGGCCGGGAGAGACGGGCCUGAGGGCAGCCUGGCCCGCGGCUUGCCGGGUGUAGCGGGCUCCCCCCGGUCUAGGGCGCCCAGCCUGGCACAGGGCAGUGAUAGGAUGCCUAAGGUAUGUGGGGGCUCAGAACAGGGUCCCCGAGAGGAGACAGGGUGGGGGAGCCGGCUUUGGCCCAGCUGCUGCUCCGAGCCCCCCUUUCUUUAACCCUUCACUCACAGGUGGCUUUGCUGGGAGAGGGGAGAGGGUGGAGGCGCCCGGGCAGCCUGGGGCAGCCGAGGGACAGGGAGCCGGUCCCCAGAGCAGGCCGCUCUGGCCCAGUCACUUGCUGCUCGCCCCCUCCUUGAGCAGCAAAUACCGCCCCUGGCUUUUUUAAACGAAGAGCUGCCCUGCUGCCCCCUUCUGUGAGGGGGACCCCCCGCCCCGGUCUAGAGCGAAGCCUCAUCCUCUCCUACCUGGGGUGCAUCUUAAAGUUCGGGCUGAGUUGCAGUCAGAUCAAUCUCCUCUGCCGCUGGUGUGUCUCACGCUGUUUGCUGAGUCACUGUUUGGCUCAGUCUAGAAAUAACAUGAUUAGAACAUCGAUCUUGGGCUUCUUGGACUUGCGGAAUGUUCUUUGUUUUCCUUGUCUUCUGGGUUUUGAGGAGCACAGCAGUUUGAGACAUUAAUAGUGAAGAAAUUAACAUUCCAAAUCCGAUUUCUGUUCUUCUAGCGGUUGCCUUUUCUCACAUCUUAGCGCUGCCUUUAGGGAAGGGGCUAGCGUCCUCUCCACGCUAAGUUUUUAAUAACGGCUCUGGCCGGGGUCCUGCCUCCGGGGUGCCACUGCUCAGGGCAGACAGGGCCCCUCCCCGGGGUCCCACCCGCCUGGGUGUGGCCUGGCGGACUCAGCUGUGUACACCUGGGGACUCCGCCUUCGACAAACUACCGAGGGACAGCUGGCGGCUCCCUUCCAGGCACCCUGAAGAGAAGGGGAGCUUUACAUGUGUCAUGCAUCUGCACACUGGUGUUUGCCCAGGCGUGUGCCGGCUCAGGGGCCAAGAGCCUCGAGGUGAUGUGUGUUUUACUUUGCCCGUGGCCACGGCCAUCUUCUGUCAAGUGUCCUGUGUUUUUGGCUGCAGCAGCUGCUCCAAUAAAUGUCUACAGCAGA